Molecule: messenger RNA, 1449 nt
Organism: Brassica oleracea var. oleracea
Lineage: Eukaryota; Viridiplantae; Streptophyta; Magnoliopsida; Brassicales; Brassicaceae
Exons: 1
Coding region: 1-1449 (482 amino acids)
Molecular function (GO): nucleic acid binding; zinc ion binding
Source: RefSeq, a predicted model, not a curated record
AUGGCGGAUUCAAAGGCAUUAGUGAAGAUAAAAGAUGGCGUACCUGGAGCUGUGGUCUGUCCGAUGUUGACAACGUCGAACUACACAGUUUGGGCAAUGAGGAUGAAAGUUCUUCUGCGUGUUCAUAAGGUUUGGGAAACAAUUGAGCUAGGAACAGAAGACGACGAGAAAAAUGAUGUAGCAACAGUACUUCUGUUCCAGUCGAUACCUGAAGGACUGAUUUUGCAAGUUGGAGACCUAGGUUCCCCUAAGGUGAUAUGGGAAGCUAUUAAGACAAGAAACCUAGGAGCAGAACGAGUUAAAUCAGCCCGUCUCCAAACAUUGAUGAAUGAGUUCGAUCGUAUGAAGAUGGAGGACUCCGACUCCAUUGAUACGUUCUCAGGAAAGAUAUCAGAACUUGCUUCUAAGGCGGCAUCGUUAGGUCAAAGUAUUGAAGGACCAAAGGUCGUGAAGAAGUUCCUUAAUAGCCUACCUCCGAAAUUCAUUCAUAUGACAGCAUCUUUAGAGCAGUUGUUAGACUUAGAGACGACUAGCUUUGAAGACAUUAUCGAAAGACUUAAAGCUUAUGAAGAACGUAUAAAAGGGUAUGAACCAUUUGAGCAACAAGGAAGUCUUCUGUACUCAAAUUCUGAGAAGUCAUAUGAUCAAAGAGGGUCAGAUAAUGGAGGAAGAGGCAGAGGCCAAAACAGAGGACGUGGACGAGGUAACAGAGACAGAGGUCGUGGCAGGAGCAACACAAACGAGAAAAGUAAAGAGAAGAAGGACUAUUCUCAUAUCGUGUGCUAUAAUUGCAAGAAGAAGGGACACUUUGCAUCUGUGUGUACUGAAAAGAAAGACGAGGAAGAGCUCAACAAAGCAGAGACAAAAGUUGCGGAUGAAGCACUAUAUAUGCAUGAGGUAGUGUUUCUUAAUGAAGGCAAGGUCAUGCCUAAGAGGCUCGAGUCAGACACAAAGGAAGAUGGUGUCUGGUAUUUAGACAAUGGCGCUUCAAACCACAUGACCGGAGAGAGGUGUUACUUCUCAGAGAUGAAUGAAAACAUCAAAGGGAAAGUAAAGUUUGGAGAUGGCUCAUUCGUUGAUAUAAGUGGCAAGGGUUCGAUUCUCUUUGAAGCUAAGACAGGAGAGCAUAAACUGCUUACAGAUAUCUACUACAUUCCUGAACUAAGGAGUAACAUCCUAAGCUUAGGACAAGCAACAGAGCAAGGAUGUGAUGUUCGAAUGAAAGACAACUACUUGACUCUAAAAGAUCCUGAAGGGAGAUUGCUUGUUAAAGUCAUGAGAACAGCAAAUCGUCUCUAUAAGCUGAAGUUACAAGUGCUAAGAGCAACCUGUCUGCACACAAGAUUGGAGGAGGAACCAUGGAGAUGGCAUGCCAGACUCGGCCAUGUUAACUUCAAAACGAUAAGAGCUAUGGCAACUCAAGGAAUGGUAUAUGUUUGCCGGAGAUAA